This is a messenger RNA of Cryptococcus deneoformans JEC21, 1258 nucleotides long. RefSeq lists its product as hypothetical. The record is from RefSeq and is a predicted model, not a curated record. Lineage: Eukaryota; Fungi; Basidiomycota; Tremellomycetes; Tremellales; Cryptococcaceae. The coding region runs from base 168 to 1103 and encodes 311 amino acids. The transcript is spliced from 6 exons.
CUCUUUUCUUCUUUCUACCUUUAUCUUACAUUUCAUCCACCGUCCACCACGUCCGUGCACAACACAUCCUCUCUAGACACCUCCACCAUCUUCUUGCCACCAGCUGCCAUCAGCCUGCCCCACCUAAAAUAUCCAGCUUUAUUUUUGCUCUAACACCAGAAUAAAGUAUGAGAGUUACAACCCUCGUCUCGGCUGCUUCGCUGCUCGCUGUAGCCACAGCCACUCCACUUGUGGUUCGUCAGAAUGCUACAGCUCCCCAAUGCGCAGAAGAUUGUUUCGCCGAUGUGGACACAAUUGAAUCUAUUUGUUCCUCAGGUGACGUUGCAUGUUAUUGUACGGAUCCCAUGAUCGUUGGUUACCUUCGUUCGUGCCUGUCUUCAAGCUGCAGCACUGAAAAUGUCAACAACGCAAUCUACUAUGGCGAGGAAGUAUGUGCUGCCAAUGGUGCGGAUGUUUCUAUGCGUGAUGACGGGUCGUCAACGACCGGCUCCUCUUCCGCCACUGCUGGCUCCACACCAUCCUCAACGUCAUCAUCCUAUGAAUCAAUUUCGUCAGCCAGUGAGACCACUUUCACUAGUGCCAACUCGGCCGCUGCUUCCGAGAGUUUGUCGGUCUCUGGCACUGAGUCUGCUCCGAUAGCUGCGCAAACGUCCCAAGUGUCUAGCAGUGAAACUCCUACUACCAAGUCUGCGUCUACAUCCGUUGGCGAGACAAGCAGCGUUUCCUCCUCCGUUGUUGAUGAAACUACAUCUACCAACUCUGCUACGUCAGAAAGUCAGACUUCUUCAUCAUCUUCCGAAGAAAGCUCUGCUGUCGCUGCAGCUAGCACUUCUACAUCUGCGUCAGCCUCAGUAUCGUCUCCCACAUCCACAUCCUCUUCCUCUUCUAGUUCUUCCGCCCCGUCAUCUACAUCUUCUGAGAGUGACGCAUCUUCGAAUGUUGCUUCCACUGUCUCUCUAAUCACCUCAGCUUCUUCAGAGACCGCCACUACUGCUGCAUCUGGACUGGCUGCUUCUAGUGUUUCCACUUCUAGUGGUGAACGAAUGAUUGCAGGUACCACCGGCGUGAUGGUUGCCACAAUGUUGGCUCUGUUUGUGAUCUAAGGGGAUUUUGGGUUAAUAAAGUAACCGUUACUAUUUCGCCAUUGCAUUUCACGGACGAUGUGGACGCCAUUCUACACCUGACACCUGUAAUAUACCCUGAUGAUAUAUUAGUUGACAGCUUUUCUGUUUCAGACAUGGAGGCCGGAUCACUUCCU